This is a messenger RNA of Aspergillus steynii IBT 23096, 7723 nucleotides long. Its product is annotated as polyketide synthase. The transcript has a single exon. Gene Ontology annotation, molecular function: fatty acid synthase activity; phosphopantetheine binding. Gene Ontology annotation, biological process: fatty acid biosynthetic process. The record is from RefSeq and is a predicted model, not a curated record. NCBI's taxonomy places the organism in Eukaryota, Fungi, Ascomycota, Eurotiomycetes, Eurotiales, Aspergillaceae. The coding region runs from base 6 to 7571 and encodes 2521 amino acids.
CCAACAUGACUGUUCUUACAACCGAAGAAUUCCAACUCACCAAGGACGCCGUCACGUUAGGACAUGCCCUAACUCCGCUGCUCGAGCAGGCCGCCUCGAGCCAUUUCGACAAGACCGCACUCAUCUGUGGGGAUCAAACACUGACAUAUGGAGAGCUCAACGCACGCGCCAAUCGUCUUGCGCGCGUCCUAGCAGAGCGAGGCAUCAAGCGCGGCGAUCUCGUUGGCGUGGCUCUAGACCGCUCGGUCGACCUCGUGGCCGUGCUGGUCGCGGUGCUGAAGUCCGGAGCCGCCUACGUGCCCAUUGACCCGGCCCUUCCGGCAAAGCGCAUGAGCCUGAUGAUAGAAGAUGCCGUUCCCAAGCUCGUCGUUGCCAAUGAGCGCGCGCUAGCGGCCCUGACCCCGUGGAGCGGGAUAUGCGUGCGCAUGGACGCCGUGCGACGGACGAUGGAUCUGGCCAUCGACUCCGCCAACCUCGACAUCGACGUCUGGCCGAGCGACCUCGCGUAUGUCAUCUAUACCUCCGGGUCCACCGGGGCCCCGAAGGGCGUGGAAGUCAGCCACCGUUCGGUUACCAACUUCCUGAUCGGCAUGCAGCGGCGGAUCGGCUGCAGCAAGGCGGACCGGCUGUUGGCCGUCAGCUCCAUUUCCUUCGACAUGGCCGUCUACGAGCUAUUCACCCCUCUCAUCGCCGGGGCCACGGUCAUUGUUACCCCGUCGGCCCACAUCCAAGAUGCUCGGGCGCUGCUGGGGCUGAUGCAGUCGCACGCCGUCACGAUGCUGCUCGCAACCCCGACGAGCUGGCAGAUGCUGCUGCAUGCGGGCUGGAGUGGCCAGCCCCGGCUCCGGGCCAGCAUCGCUGGCGGCGAGCCUCUGCCUGGCCACGUGGCGGAGAAAUUGGUCGACUACAGCGACGCUGUGUGGAACGCAUACGGCCCAACCGAGGCCACGGGAUGCGCGAGCGCCUGGCGAGUGCAGAAGGGCGAGGGCAUGCUCAUCGGCGAGCCCCUCGGCAAUGUCCAGGUCUACGUGCUCGCGGACGACCUGACCCCUGUUCCGCUCGGCCGCCACGGGGAGCUUUAUAUCGGCGGCGCCGGCGUGGCCUGCGGCUACCGCAACAAUCCGGAACGCACCAAGUCCCACUUCAUCCGGAACCCGUUCGGCAAGGGACGCCUGUACCGCACGGGGGACCUGGCUUGUUUCGUGGCUCCGCAGAAGCUGAAGCUGCUGGGCCGCGCGGACAGCCAGGUCAAGAUCCGGGGCUAUCGGAUCGAACUGGGCGAUAUCGAGGCAGCCAUCGCCCACCAUGGGGAUAUCGCCGAAGCGGCGGUGAUCCACCGAGACGGACAGCUGGCCGCGUAUUGCGUGCGCCGAGAGACUGGGGGCAAGGCCUCGCUGGACAGCAUCCUGCGUCCAUGGCUGGCGGACCGCCUGCCGGGCUACAUGGUGCCGGCCUUCUUUGUCGAGCUCAGGGGACUUCCGAUGACGCUGAAUGGGAAGCUGGACGACAAGGCCCUACCGAGUCCGAUGGAGGGUAUUAUCGAGGUCACGGAAGGGGCAGCCACAGAGCUCGAACGCGGCAUCCUGGCCAUCUGGUCGAAGAUCCUGGGCCAUGCACGCAUCGGGAUGGACGACAACUUCUUCCAGGUGGGCGGUGACUCGGCACGUCUUAUGUGGGUACUGGUGGAGUUGGAGAAGUUGCUGGGCCACCGCGUGUCGCCUGCAAAGCUCUUUGAGCAUUAUACUGUCAAGAGCCUGGCCACGUACCUGGCGGGCACGGAGCCGUCCAGUCGGAAUGACUUCAAGAACAGCAGCAACAACAGCAGGAGGCACAGGAACGAUGAGGACAUUGCCGUCGUCUCCAUGGCAUGCCGACUUCCGGGUGACAUCAACACAGCCGCCGACUUCUGGGAAUUUCUCCAGCGAGGCGGAGACGCCAUCACGUCCGUCCCCAGGGACCGCUGGGACGCCGAUGCCAUCUACGACGCCGACCCGGACACCCCAGGCAAGUCGUACUGUCGCUCCGGUGGGUUUGUCCCAUCCUUUGCCUCCUUUGACGCCUCUUUCUUCGGUAUCCCGCCGCUCGAGGCACGAGGGCUUGACCCGACGCACUCCAUGAUGCUGGAGACGUGCUGGGAAGGCCUCGAACGCGCCGGCUAUACCACUCAGCAGCUGCGCGGCAGCCAGACGGGGGUGUUCAUCGGCCUGAGUGACAGCAUGGUCCACGGCAGCAGUUACAACGACGUGCACGGCUUGGCCGACCUGACAGGAUACACGGGGACUGGGACCACGGCUGGAACCGUGUCCGGACGCCUGUCGUACGUCCUCGGCCUCGAGGGCCCAACCCUGACGGUGGACACGGCAUGCUCCUCCUCGCUGGUGACGACCCACCUUGCCUGCACGGCGCUCCGCCAGGGGGAAUGCGAUAUGGCCGUAUCCGGCGCCGUCUCGCACAUGCCCACGCCGGGCCUGCACGUCGAGUUCAGCCGAUUGCGCGGCAUGUCCCCCGACGGCCGCUGCCGCGCCUUCGCGGCGGAUGCGCAGGGCACGGGGCUUGCAGAAGGCGCCGCGCUCGUCGUGCUGAAGCGGCUGUCCGAUGCCCGGCGCGAUAGCGACACCAUCUACGGGGUAAUUCGCGGCUCGGCCGUCAAUCACGGCGGACGCAGUGCUGGUCUCACGGUGCCACACGGCCCGGCGCAGCAGCGUCUGAUCCGCACGGCGCUGGAGGCGUCGGGCCUGCAGCCGGACGACAUCGACUACGUCGAAGCGCACGGCACCGGCACCAAGCUGGGGGACCCCGUUGAGGGCGUGGCGCUCGCCGAGGUCUUCGGGGGCAGGACGCAUCAUCCCCUGUGGAUCGGGUCGGCGAAAUCGAACGUCGGCCACACCCAGGCGCCCGCCGGCCUCGUCGGGCUCAUCAAGGUGCUCUUGGCCCUGCAGCAUCGCACGCUGCCGCCCACGCUGCACGCCGGCGAGCCCACGGCGGCGGUGGACUGGCAGGGCGCCAACAUGGCGCUGGUGCAGAGCAGUCGGCCCUGGAUGCCGGUGGACGACCGACUGCGGCGAGCUGGCGUCAGCGCAUUCGGCAUCGGCGGCACGAAUGCGCAUCUCGUCGUCGAGGAAGCACCACGGGGGGCAAUGGCUGAUAGCAGACCGUCGGUGCCGUUGUCCCAGGCAUGGCCCUUUGUGCUCUCGGGUCACACCGACGAGGCCCUCCGCCAGCAGGCCGACAAGCUGCGCCAACACCUCAGCCGAGACAAGACGACGACGGAUUGUCUUGGGGACGUUGCCUACUCGUUGGCAACGUCGCGCAACCAUUUCUCGCGGCGGACGGUGGUCCUGGCCCAGGACCUGGCCGAGUUGCUGGACCGUCUCGCUGCCCCCGGGGGCGCCGUAACCACCCCCAGCGGCCCCAGUCAAGAGCCUCGCCUCGCCAUGCUUUUCACUGGACAGGGCAGCCAGCUGCCGGGCAUGGGGAAGGGUCUCGCUCAACACUUCCGGGUCUUCCGUGAAGCACUCGACGAGAUCGCGAGCCACUUCGAGGCGCUCGAGCGACCCCUGUUGGACGUCAUGUGGGCCGACGGCGACAGCGAUGACGCCGCUUUCCUGCAGCGCACCGAAUACGCCCAGCCCGCCCUCUUCACCCUGGAAGUGGCCCUCUGGCGGCUGUGGCAGAGCUGGGGCGUGCAGCCGGCGCUCGUCGUCGGCCACAGCAUCGGGGAGCUGGCGGCCGCCCACGUCGCAGGGGUGAUGGACUUGUCCGAUGCCUGCCGGCUCGUGGCCGCACGCAGUGGCUUGAUGCAGGCGCUUCCUGACCGGGGGGGUAUGCUGUCGCUCCAGGCGAGCGUCCGGGAGGUGGAGGAGGCCAUUGAGACCCUGGACGCCGGCCACACGGUGGCGAUUGCCGGCCACAACACCCCGUUGCAGACGGUGAUAUCCGGGGACAAGGACGCGCUGACCAGCCUCGCAGCCUACUUUGCUGCACGGGGCUGCCGGUCCACGAUGCUCGGGGUUGCGCGGGCCUUCCAUUCCCACCACAUGGACGACAUGUUGUCGGACUUCCAGGCCGUGGCAGAGACGGUGAGCUUCCGGCCCCCGACACUGGGCAUUGUCAGUACACUCACUGGCAAGCCAGCCGAGCCGGGGCAGCUUGAGCAACCGUCGUAUUGGGUCCGACAGGUGCGCAGUGCGGUCCACUACAGCGAUGCCAUCCAGACCCUCGCUGACAGCGGCGUCAAUGUCUUUCUCGAGCUGGGGCCUCGACCGGUGCUAUGCGGGAUGGGCGCUGCUUGUCUCACUGACCGCGAUGAACCCAUGGCAUGGCUGCCGUCGCUCCAGCCCAACAAGGACGACAUCGCAGUGGUCCAGGAGAGCCUCGCUGAGUUGCAUGUUCGGCACGUCCCCAUCUCGUGGCCAGCCUACUUUGAACCCUUCGAUUGCCGACGCGUCGAACUCCCAACAUACGCCUUCCUACGCCAGCGACUCCGUCCGGCCACCCCGGGCGAGGGAGGUAGUACCGUGAGAACCGUCCAGAGCAAGGCGUUUCAGAUAGAUUGGCGUCCGGUGAAUACGGGCAAUCUUCACCCCGGCGGCAUUUGGGGUCUCCUUCGCCCUGCCGGGGAAGUGUCCUGGGCUGGGGACGUGAGGACCGCCCUGUCGCAGGCCGGCAUGCAAGUGCGCGCCGUGAAAGAUCUCCGGGAGGCGGAGCGACUCGAUGGCCUCUUAUGUCUGUGGGACUCGGACGCGGACAUUCUGUCUCAAUCGCGCGAUUUCGCCAUCAAGGCGCUGGCGCAGCUGCAAACCGCCGCGCAGACCGGAUUUGCGCCGCCCUUGGUCUGGCUCACAGCCCAGGCCGUGGGCACCGGCGUCCACGAUCAGCCUGCUGCACUCGGGGCCGGACCUCUGUGGGGGCUGAUGCGUACAGUCCGGAGCGAGCAUCCGGACCUGCGUUUGCGCCUGGUCGAUCUCGAUCGGAGGGCGGAGAGCGUCGACGUCGACGCCAACUCCCUGGCGCUGUUGCUCAUGCUGAACCGCGAGCCCGAAUGCGCCGUGCGCCAGGGGAGGGUGUUCGUUCCGCGCAUGCAGCACGUUGCCCCGGCGCUGCAGCCAGUCUGCCCGCCUCUCCUGCGGCCAGAUGGCGCCGUGCUCAUCACCGGCGGCCUGGCUGGUCUCGGGGCGCGCGCGGCCUGCUGGCUGGCACGCACCCACGGCGUCCGCGACCUGGUGCUGACCUCGCGCCGUGGCAUGGAAGCCCCGGGCGCCACGGCGUUGGUUGACCGGCUGAACGGGCUGGGUGCCACAGCCACCGUCGUCGCCGGCGACAUCGCUAACCCGGACUUCGUCCAGUCGGUCAUGGGCAUGUUCCACGCAGACCGGCCGCUGCGUGGAGUGUUCCACGCGGCCGGAGUCGCGGAUGCUGGCGUCCUGUCGACGUUGACGCCGGACCGGUGUGGUACGACGUUUGCGCCCAAGGUAGAUGGCGCCUGGCAUCUCCAUCAAUCCACCCGGCAGAUGGAUCUGGACAUCUUUGCGGUGAUCUCCUCCAUCUCCGGCGUGGUGGGCAUGCCGGGCCUGGCGAUUUAUGCGGCGUCCAACUCCUUUCUGGACGCCCUCGUGCACGCACGCCAGGCGCAGGGGCUGCCGGCCAUCUCGGUGGCAUACGGCACCCUGUCAGGCGGCGGAAUGGCGGAUGGGACCCUCAAAGCAACGCGGACUCAUCUCAGUCAAUUCGGCCUCGAUCCGCUGUCCCCGGAGGAAUCGCUGCAGCUGCUGGAGCUGGCCGUCCGCAGCCACCGCGCCCUCACCGUGGCCGCCGCCCUCGAUCUGGGACGGCUCCAGCAUUACCUACAGGAGCGCGGCGACAUCCCUCCACUCCUGCAUUCCCUGCUGCGUCGCGAUGGCAGAGGGAAGCGCCGGGGGAGUCCCGAUCUGCGCCAGGCCUUGCGUCAAGCCCCCCGCGAGCAGCACGCCGACAUCAUGCUGCGGACAGUCCGAGAAACGGUGGCAAAGGCCCUGGGCAUCUCGCAGCCGGGGGAGGUCGACGUCUCGCGCCCUCUGGCCGAGGUGGGCAUCGACUCGCUGACGGCGAUCUUGAUUCGAAACCAGCUGGGGAAGCUGGUGGGCCUCACCCUCUCGGCCAAUAUCGCCUUCAUCAACCCCAAUCUGGCGGCCCUGAGCCGGUUCUUAUUGUCCCAGCUGCCAGACAGCCAUGUGGAUAAGCCCUCGCCCGAGGCAUCCGCGGACUCUCCCGGCCUCAAUCUCACGGCCAUCCGUCAGGGCUGUCUCGACGCCAGCUUCACAUUCGACAACGCGGCUCAGAGCCCACCACCUCACCCGCAGUCAGUCGUGGUCACCGGGGCCACGGGCUUUAUCGGGGCCUUUAUCGUGCAUGGCCUACUCGAACGAGGCAUCGUGACCCACUGCGUCGUGAGGGCCAAGUGCCGCGAACACGCCCGGCACCGCAUCGUGGGCAUGCUUCAACACUACGACCUGUGGAAGGCCGACUACGCGUCCCAGCUCCGUCCGCUGGUUGGGGAUGUGAGCCAGUUCCAGCUGGGGCUGGGAGAGCAGGCAUUUCACGACCUGGCCGGCCGCGUCGAUGCCAUCUUCCAUGCCAGCGGUCUCGUCGACUGGAUGCUUCCCCUGGCCGACUAUCUAGGCCCCAAUAUCAUCAGCACGCACGAGGUGCUCCGUCUCGCCGCCACGGGCCGGGGUAAAGCCAUCCAUCUCAUCUCCACGGUCGCCACCCUGCCCCUCCAUUCCGGCUACGAUAUCCCCCCUGACGAGCUCGAGUACUGCUACGCCACCUCGAAGUUCACGGCGGAGCGGAUGGUGGCCGCGGCGCGUUGGCGCGGCGCCCACGCCUCCGUGUACCGCUUGCCAUUCAUCACGGCCGCCGCCUCCACCGGCCACUUCCGACUCGACCGGGGUGAUUUCCUGCACAAUCUCAUCGUCGGGAGUCUGGAAAUGGGCAGUUUCCCCUCGUUAGACGCGGACCUCUCGAUCAUUCUCCCAGUCGACUAUCUAGCCCAGGUCGUCGUGACGGUAGCAACCCAAGAGCGAGGCCGAAUCGGGCACGAUUUCGACUUCACGAACCCUCACGCCCCGAGCUUCCACUGCUUUUUCCAGCUCCUGGCCACCACUACUACCGUCGGAUCCGGCCAGCCGAUUCUCCCGUUUUCCACCUGGCGACAGAAGGCCCUGGACCAUGCGACCACGCAGCCCAAGGGCUCGCUGGCCCGCAUCGCGGCCGUGAUCGACGGCUGUACCGAAAAAAGCGCCGCAGGCAUGUUCAAGGGCAUCCGGGUUGGAGCGCACGUCUUCGGUACCAAGGAUCAUCAUCCGGCUCCCGCGGUCGACGAGCAAUAUGCCCGGAAGUACGUGGGUCGGAUUCAUGCGGCGUGGCUGAAAGCCUUUUCCUCCUCCUCCUCCUCCUCCUCCUCCUCCUCCUCCUCCUCCUCCUCCUCCGCCGCCACUGGUGAUCACAGGGGCCCUCCCUCCCUCGCCAUGGGUCCUACAAUCGGCCCAACUGUAGGGCUAGGAGUAAGGGGCAGCCAGGUGGUCGAGGCCUGACACUUGUGACUUGGUUUCCUUGCAUAGAUGUAUUACUAGAGCUCGGGGAUCCUGUAGUCUGUCUAUAAACUGUUUGUUGUGUACUGGGAAAUAUGUAGGAAUUCAGCGAGAUUCCGGAUGCCUACCGGAGCGUUCCGCUGACCUAUCCCAAG